Molecule: messenger RNA, 5937 nt
Organism: Trypanosoma rangeli
Lineage: Eukaryota; Euglenozoa; Kinetoplastea; Trypanosomatida; Trypanosomatidae
Exons: 1
Coding region: 1-5937 (1978 amino acids)
Molecular function (GO): protein binding
Source: RefSeq, a predicted model, not a curated record
AUGACAUAUUUGGGCGAUGACAUCUGUGCCGGCGGCAUCAUUGACUGCCUCUACACCCUCUACGCGGGGUCAACUGGCGGUGGCGUCUUCAUGGACUUGACAGUGUCGCACCCGCCAACGUUGGUUGUUGUCACGUUUGGCAAACCACCCGUGUCCUCUGCGGUUGUUUUGGAAGCUGCAUACGAUGAUGAGGCAUCUUUUAUUAUGAACUUAAUGCGGACGUAUCCGUUUUCAAAAUUUAUGUUGGUCACCUACGCAGAGGAGGCCACGUUGGCUUCAGGGCAGGCUUCAGUGGGAACGCCUUCUAUGGAAUGGGUACAAAAACUUCCCCCAAAAUUCUGUUGUGUGCAUCUCUCGAGCUUUCAGCGUCAUGUUGUGUGUGCGCCAGCUGUGUGUGAAGUCAACCCCGACUGGAUCCGUGAAUUACAGGGCAUGUCGCAGAGUCUGCAUACCCCCCAGGAGCUUGUGGUGAGCCUGUUCCUUAGAAUAGGGCUUCGCAUCAAGCUGACGACGUUGUGCCACCUUUCUGCUGAAGGUCAUUGGAUGGGAAACGAAAAUCUCGUUGCCGCGUUGCUGGAGCGUAUGGCUGCGUGGGCGGACAAGGAGGCACAAACCUCCUUCACAGAUGUCUCUUCCGUGGUGGAUGGCACCCUGCAAGUCCGCUGCAGGGCGCACUUUGAAAGGGUGAACCACAUGGUACCACACCAUAGCAUGCUGGAGUUGGGAUUUCGCAUAAAGAGCCUGGUCUCUCACCGCGAUGCUGAGGGUGAUGCUGGUGGUGGUGGUGGGGCGGAGAUGAAUACGUUGGCAAACCAGCUGACAUCAAGGAAGCCGCCGAUCUGGUUGCUGGUCCUUCAUGCCUGUGGUAGCGGUAGGACGCGUCGCUCGCUGGAGGAGGUGACGUGGCUGCUGGAAAACCUCACCUUGAAUGAUGUGGUGUUUGUAUCCCUGGCAGGGGAUGUGGUUGUUCAGCCCAGUCACGCGCCAGAGGCUAUCCGUCAGUGGGAAGUCAACAAGGACGAUGCGCGACAACGCCGUAAAAAGCAUCGCCCCCCACUUCAGCUGGCAAUGGUGAGUAUGUGGAAACAGGCAAGGACGGUGUUGCGCCAUUGGCGUUAUGAACGUCAUUGUCGCCUGGUUCGUGGAGAGUCCGCCGCGGAUUGUCGUAUUGCGAUUGUCUUUUUUGCGCCCUCCCACGGUGGAAGCUCUGAGGAGCUUUCGCUCUCCUCCGUGAGGCGUGGGCCGGCCUUCUACCGGGUUCCUGUGUUUUGUGUGGUCACGCCAGAGCGGGUGAAGAAGGUGCGUGUGCUGAUGGAUCUCUGUUUACUUACACAAGGACGACUUCUCUACACCACCGGUGAUGUGGCGGACUUUGACGCCAACAUUCCCUCCGAAGGGGCGUGUAAAAGUGUGAUCCAAACGACGCUGCAGCUCAUCCGUGACAUCUCUCACUUGAAUGCCGCUUUUUUUUUCGUGGCUGGUCACAGUAGCGGGCGCCCUGUGGAGUUGCUGACGACCUCAACAACAUUUGGAGAGGCGUUUGCAGCACUUCUGCGCAGCGACUCUCUGACAGGGGGUAGAACAGGCAAGUAUCUGUUGUUGGGCCCACUUCAGAACGAGUCCGAGAUUCCUGUUUACAUCUCUCAACGCUUAUCAGAGACGUUGGAUAUGGCGGACACGCGGCUGCGUAUGAUGGUGUGUGCCUACACCAUUGACGGGGGGGACUACGAGGUGGUGCCGCUGAGGUCAUUGGGGGGUCUAAAAGGCACCACACAGCCCGAACGCGUGUGGUGGACACGUCUGCGGUUUGUCUCGGCGCUGCUGGAUGAAAUGCAACCACGAAGAAUGUGCCCCACCAUCAAAUCAAAGCACCUGCUUGAGGGCGAUGCUGAGGGCUGGAAUGGGGCGUAUGCCAUGAGUGAUACACACCUCACAAAUAGAGGAGGGCGAUGUGGACUGCUCUUGGCAAGCUGGAUCCUCUCAGAGUGUUCAGCGCAGCCCAUACGGGGGCUGGAGCACGCUGUACUCGCGUCCUUUGCCUCGUCGAGUCACGAGUUAAGCAGCGUUGUUCUCUGGAGAGAAAACGAAGGGUGGUGGGCGGUACCUCCGGCGGCCCCUUGUUCCGCGCGCCUCACCCCCCGGCCACUAGUAAAUCUGUCAUGGACGAACUUUUCAGUUCACGGGACGUAUGCGUCCAGUGUGGCGGCAAUUCUCUCUCGCACCUUUCCCUUUAACCCAAUGAAGCAGCAACUCUCGUCACUCGCUUCAUCCACAACUCUGGCACUUGAAUCAAUCCAGUACAACAAUGCCGUUAUUCGCCUUGCCUCGGCAGAGCAUGUCCCUGUGCUGAAGGAGGCCACAGAGCGUUAUAUCGUACUUUCUACAGUGGACCUGGCCACGGAAACAAUGACAAUGCGGCAAGUCAUCCCUGCUACCUCGCCUAGUGAUGUCGUGCGGAGUAUUGCGCACGAGUUUAAGAAUUUGGCAUUGAAACAAAUUUACUGCGUCGUCCACCUUGCUCUACGUCGGGCACCAGCUUUAUGGGUCUCCCAGGAAGAUCUAAUGGUGGCUGACGGGAUCGCUUUUUCCACACCAUUUGCGAGAGUGGAGAGUGUUAAUGUUAUUGCAGUCAGUCACGAUCGUGCGGAGGUGGAGUGGAGUGGAACAGCAAGAACUGUGCAACUUACCUGCCGCCCAAUCUCCGAGCAUGAGUCGCGAAGCAAGAACGCAGUAUUAUACGUGUACUCGGAGGACGGUGAACGUGUCACUUCAGGGGUCAAUGUUGUAUCACAUCAUGUCAUCACGGAACUUAAUCCCUGCACCAUUUAUAGUUUGGAGGUACGACCGGUGGAGCUUGGGGAGGAUCGGUCUAUGGUGAAAAGCUUUCUGUGGUCGGAGGGUGUCGAAUUGUACUUUGCCACGUGUGUAGAACACAAGCGGUCCAUGUUGCGUUUGAAUGCCGCUAUCCCGUCCGAGUCAGGUGUUACUCUGACCUUCUCCUACCCAAUCUAUUCAGAGGUGGUGGUAUUGUCCAGUUCAGCAGCGUUGGGGUUGCGUGUUACGCCAACCAUAACACCUUUAAAUGCCCCUGAUGAUGCUCAGUUGGUGAAGACAGAGGACGGAGAGGGAAACGAACAUGUUGUGACGUUCUACGCCAAGGGCCUUGGUACGUUGUUGCUCCAUAUUGCCUUUGAUGUGGAUAUUCGUCCCACUUUUUGGCAAGGCAGAAACAAGUGCAGGCGUAUGAGCUGGUCGAGACGCGCGAUGGCACCUCAGACGGAAGAGAUGGGUCCUUUUGAGGUUGUGAGUGGUGUGUGCUGCGCAGCUAUACACGCCAGGUCGGUAGCGCUUGCGUGGGAGGGCAUUUCCUUUUUAUUCAUUGUGUGCCUCACAACCUGCAACAGCCACGGGGAGGAGGUCUCCGUUUGCGAGUGGGUGGUGUCUGGAUUAGGAUCCCUGUGUAUUACGUUGGAUGCCCUGGUGCCAUGCACGAGGUACACGGCGAGGGUGAGGACGGCAAACAACGCAGAAACGGGGAGUGUGGAGUUUUACACCCCACCCGAUGCCCCCUCGCAGGAGGUGGUGACUGCGACAUCCAACAUGGCCUCCCUUCUACUGCGUGUGCAGCUUCGAGCUAAGGAUGAGGGGAAUGAGUUUAUCUCCGUUAGACUCAUACCAAAGGCUCCUUUUUUUAGCAACGCAGAUGGAACUAGCGGGGUUGCGGUUGAGAGCUACGCACAGGUGCCAGUUUGCCAGCCAGUUGUUUUGGGGAUUGAGGCCAACUGGAGAGUCAACUCGACAGAGAUUCUGUGCAGCGAACCUACCCUUCUCUUUGCCGUCACAGACCUGCGGUGCGUGAGGGAAACUGACGGUUGUGUUACUAUGGUCUGGACCUGCGCCGCCGAGCGUCACGGUUCGCCGCUUACCGUGUCAAUCGACGAAGAGUCAUUUGUGGUACGGACCUGUAACAAGUUACGUAUUGAACCGCCUUCAUCCACUCCUGUUCGUGUCUUGUUUCACGGACCUGCCAUUAUUCAAGAGGUGACGCCAAUUUUUUUGAUACCGGGGCCUCCCCCACUGAAUUUUUUUAACUGCACCGUUGGCGCCCCCGUUGGAAACGCCAUGGAGGUUUGUAUCGCAACGGAUUUCCUUGUGUUGCUCCGUCGUCUGUUUGCUGACGUGAUGGAGCAGUUACGCGUAUUCCUCAACGUCGCUGCGACUGAAACUGCGGAGAGCAAACAAUAUGAACUCCCAUUGAAGGAAUACGACGAGGACGACGUGGUGGUGCAGGUGUCCGUGCCAAAGUCCUCUGAGCAUAGGGCAGUGGUGUUACGCGUGCAGCUGCGGGAGAGUGACGAUGAUGAUGGUAAUGCGUUAUUGCGCAGUAUAACAGAUGAGGCGGCGCUGUGUUCCCGUCCCACGUUGCUUAUUCCGAAGCCUUUCUCUGAGGCCUUCACAGUUCCCAUAACUUUGCCGGCGCGUAUCAAGGAGCUGCGGGUCAUGGCGUUACUACCAACAUCGGUCACUCUCGCCUGGGCCCCGCCCGAGGGCGUGGGUUCUUAUGCCGCAGACUGCGCUGAGGUGUGUGCCACAGUCCGCUGUGUGGUGCAGGAGAAUCACAGGUGGGAAUGCAGACUGCCUGUGCCAUUGCCUACCCGUUCUGUGAGUGUUGGGGGUUUGUUCCCUGCCACCCCGUAUCAUGUGGCGGUUCGUGGUUGUGACGACGAUGAGGGUGAAAGUGUUUGCAUUGUAACCCCUCACGAGUUCACGGAUGACGCGCUCAGUGAUUUGUUGCUUUCCGUGGAGGCGUCGUUGGCGGGAAGUGACAGUGAAGGUGCAUUGCCAGUUUGCUUGCACAGCGGCCGGAUGAUGACGGAGGCGCUUACGCUUCAAAUGACGCUUCCGCCUGCGAAGUGCACUUGUUGGACGAUUCCUGCCCACUCUGCAUGGCUUGCGGAGGAGACGGGGGAGUGUGGGGAGAUCUCCUCAUGUCUCUGCGUGCGUGCCUCGCUACACGUGGCAGUCACUGCGGAGUCGGGGGAAUCUAUGCAGUUGUGGAGCACUGCGGGCAAGUCGCAGGCGCUGAGCGUCUUUCACACGUUCCCGAUUGUGCAGGAUGCACUCGUUGCGUUGUUGCCACGUCUUGAGAUGAAGUGGGCCUCCGAUGUACAAUACAUGCCGCGACGGCAGGAAGAGGACUCUGGCGAUGCGGCAACUUGUGUGGAGGCGGCAAACACAGUCGUGGAGACGGCGUUGACUAGACGCAACACCACCCCUGCCCCUACCUCCGCGGAUACAGUGCAGUCUAUUGUCACUAGGACUACCACAGUGGGCACAAUGUCUGUGAGCCUGCCACCCGACAGACGCAUAGUUGUCGAUGUUGUGGGCUGCACACGGCUCCAGAGUAUGGAUAAGGAUCACUGUACCGUCGAGUGGGAUGGCUCUUGCAACUUAUACACGGUUCACUGGCGUGUGGCUCCGGCGGGGGCGAUUCACACGGCAACAGUCAUGCGUCAGCCAGGCGGGCGUCCACAGUUUACGGUUGACCUCCGUUUGCUGAGUUUUACAGUCUUAAUGUUUUGCGUGCAUGGCGCGGAGGGUGUCUCAAACUGUGCCCUUUUCACUGUGGUGGUCCCGCUGACUGCGACGGGACCUCAGCUGUACUCUCAUAACAAGGAAGAGGCUGCAGAGAGGCAGAUUCCUGUGGGUUUGUCUUCGGAGUUGGUGGGGGUGGUGUGGCCUGCUGAGAUGGGGGACCGUCUGCCAGAUGGCUGGAAAGACGUUGUGUGCUCCCUGAGUGUGACGGAUCGGUCAAACAGUGUGUGGGUAGCUGGGUUUACAGAGAUGAUGGGGAACCGGUUUGGUGGGAGGUCUCCCAACCCCUCUUCCAUCAAAUGGUUAGAUCCAGUGGUGUCUAUCCCUACGCUCAUGGCGUGA